ACUACAUUCACUCGACGGUUACAAUGUCGCGUCUAUCGCGCGCAAAUCUCAAGGCCAGGGAGUCUGUUUUCGCCAGCGGACCAGAGAUAUACAAAGGCGAAAUACAAGCAGUAUGUCCGCCUAAUCUAGCCGAAUGCGUCGCGGCCAUGGAGGACUGCUGUGAAGAGGCAUACGAAGCACAGAUACUCCUCAGAAAUGGGACUCAUGACUACCCGCGAAUGGCAAAUGUUCUUCGGAAUGAGAGAGUCUUUCUCCUUAUCGAUGAAAGCACAGUCAAGAAGUAUAAAUCCGACUUGAUAGACGAAGUUGAACCUGCGAUACACGAACUCAUAGAGCGAGCGGAACAAGGCCUCAAAUCUCUCCAGCGAAAGCAGGCUCAGCUUCAAACGAAGGUACAAGUCGCAAAAACAGCAACUUCUCGACCCGCUUCAGGCACAAUGGCGCAGCAUAAGCUUGAGCAACGACGGUUACAUAUGCUCACGAAGCAACGUGAACAGUUGGAGGAGGAAUGUGCGGCCCUGGAGGCGGAAGUGAAAGCAUUGGAAUCUAAAUCACGACAGUGACUCUCCAACCACCAACAUCAAAACACGCGUCCUUCACCCGUAGCGUCGCCAAACCAUCUGCCAUUAUUUCUGCAAGACAUUCAUAUCCUACAUCGCUUGCAAUUCUCCUAUCAACACCGCGUCGGCAAUUUCUCCCGCUUCAAGUCUCUGAGGUCCAUCAGACUUCC
This is a messenger RNA of Desarmillaria tabescens, 730 nucleotides long. Its product is annotated as Spc19-domain-containing protein. The transcript has 5 exons. Gene Ontology annotation, cellular component: spindle microtubule; DASH complex. Gene Ontology annotation, biological process: attachment of spindle microtubules to kinetochore. NCBI's taxonomy places the organism in Eukaryota, Fungi, Basidiomycota, Agaricomycetes, Agaricales, Physalacriaceae. The record is from RefSeq and is a predicted model, not a curated record. The coding region runs from base 24 to 563 and encodes 179 amino acids.